UUAUUGCGAUAAAACUCUGCUUAUUUUCCUAUUUAAGAAGCCAGUCAGCCACACAAAUUUUGAAGGGGGAGAGAGGGGGGUUCAUGUUUUCUAGGGAGCAAGAAAGAGAAGCCAUGUUUAAGAAGCUUCAACUUCUUCGUUCCAUCACCAACUCUCAUGCGCACGACAAAGCCUCUGUCAUAUUAGAUGCAUCGAAGUACAUAAAAGACUUGAAGCAAAGGGUAGAAAUAUUGAAUCAAGACAUUGCUACAGCUGCAAGCUUUACUGGCGAGAAUUUUCCUACGAUUAGAGUAGAAGAACAAGAGGAUGAUUUUCUGAUUAAGGUAUUCACCACAAGGAAUUGCCAGGGAUUACUUGUAUUCAUACUGGAAGCUUUUGAAGAGCUCAGCCUUGAGGUUCUCCAAGCUAGGGUUUCUACUUCAGACAGUUUCAUUUUAGAAGCUAUUGCUGCAAGAGUAAGAGGACAAGUAGAGAUUUUUUCUGCUAAACAUUUUUAUGCACAAGCAUAUGUUCUCGUGCCCUAUCCUCUCACAUAUGGAGAAUAAAGAAGCUGAUGACCAUAUCGAUGCUCAAGUGGUUGAACAAGUAGUACUGCAAGGGAUACAAAAAUGGAUUGAAGUUAGUGAGCAAGAAUGAAGCAAAGCAAUUGCUAGCUAGUAGCCAACAUAGGUUGCUUCAUUCAUCACAUGUGAAUCAAUGAUUUUUCAUAUGCUGUAGAGAAAAUCCAAAGACUGGGCAUGCCGUAUCGAUCAUGUAUAUGUGCAUCAUGUGAGUCAAUCUGUUUUUAUGUACAAUGAGAAACAAAUGGCAACAAAAUGUUUUGAUUUCUUCUA
Populus nigra (black poplar) is the source of this 833-nucleotide messenger RNA. RefSeq lists its product as uncharacterized. Lineage: Eukaryota; Viridiplantae; Streptophyta; Magnoliopsida; Malpighiales; Salicaceae. The record is from RefSeq and is a predicted model, not a curated record. Bases 84 to 545 code for a protein of 153 amino acids. Gene Ontology annotation, cellular component: nucleus. The transcript is spliced from 4 exons. Gene Ontology annotation, biological process: regulation of DNA-templated transcription. Gene Ontology annotation, molecular function: sequence-specific DNA binding; DNA-binding transcription factor activity.